AUGCCCCGCAGCCCCACGUCCAGCGAGGACGAGAUGGCCCCGAGCGUCUCCGACGACUCCCUGGGCUCCGAGUCGGACAGCUCCAAGGAGGAGACCGUCUACGACACCAUCCGGGCCGCGGCGGGGCAGCCGGGCGGCGCCAGGACGGAGGGGGGCCAGGGCCACGCGCUGGUCAUCCGCAUCGUCAUCCAGGACCUGCAGCAGACGAAGUGCCUGCGCUUCGACCCCGACGCCACGGUGUGGGCGGCGAAGCAGCGGAUCCUGUGCUCGCUGAACCAGAGCCUCAAGGACGUGCUCAACUACGGGCUGUUCCAGCCGGCCAGCAACGGGCGCGACGGCAAGUUCCUGGACGAGGAGCGGCUGCUGCGCGAGUACCCGCAGCCCGCGGGCCAGGGCGUGCCCUCCCUGGAGUUCCGCUACAAGAAGCGGGUGUACCGACAGCGCCCUCCGGACGAGAAGCAGCUGGCCAGGCUCCACAGCAAGACCAACCUGCGGAAGUGCAUGGACUACGUCCAGCACCGCUCGGUGGAGAAGAUCGUGAAGAUGCUGGACCGGGGCCUGGACCCCAAUUUCCACGACCUGGACACCGGCGAGACGCCCCUGACCUUGGCGGCCCAGCUGGACGACUCCGUGGAGGUCCUCAAAGCGCUGAGGAACGGCGGGGCGCACCUGGACUUCCGCGCCAAAGACGGGAUGACGGCCCUGCACAAGGCCGCCCGCGCCAGGAACCAGGUGGCCCUCAAGACCCUCCUGGAGCUGGGCGCGUCCCCGGACUACAAGGACAGCUGCGGCCUCACGCCGCUGUACCACACGGCCGUCGUGGGCGGCGACCCCUACUGCUGCGAGCUGCUGCUGCACGAGCGGGCGGCCGUGUGCUGCCGGGACGAGAACGGCUGGCACGAGAUCCACCAGGCCUGCAGGUACGGGCACGUGCAGCACCUGGAGCACCUGCUCUUCUACGGGGCGGACAUGGCGGCGCAGAACGCCUCGGGGAACACGGCCCUGCACAUCUGCGCCCUCUACAACCAGGACAGCUGUGCGCGGGUGCUGCUGUUCCGGGGCGGGGACAAGGAGCUGAAGAACUACAACAGCCAGACCCCCUUCCAGGUGGCCAUCAUCGCGGGCAACUUCGAGCUGGCGGAGUACAUCAGGAGCCACAAGGAGACGGACGUGGUGCCCUUCCGCGAGGCCCCGGCCUACACCAACCGCCGGCGCCGGCCCCCCAGCACGCUGGCCGCCCCCCGCGUCCUGCUGCGCUCCAACAGCGACAACAACCUCCACGCCAACGCGCCCGACUGGGCCGCCGGCCCCGCCGCGCCCCGCAGCCUCUCCCCGCAGCCGCUGCAGCCGGCGCCCCAGGCCGACGGGGGCCCCAGGACGGUGGGCAGCUACGUGCCCGGGCCCCGCAGCCGCUCCCCGUCGCUCAACAGGCUCGGCGGCGCCGGCGAGGAUGGCAGGAGGCCCCUGCAGCCCUGGCCCGUGGGGCCGGCCUUCCCGCCCGGAGCCAAGGACACGCCCUCCGCCUUCCAGUACCCGGGGCCCAAGCGGAAGCUGUACAGCGCCGUGCCCGGGAGGCUCUUCGUCGUCGUCAAGCCAUACCAACCCCAGGUCGAGGGCGAGAUCCCCCUCCACCGGGGGGACAGGGUCAAAGUCCUGAGCAUCGGCGAAGGCGGCUUCUGGGAAGGCAGCGCCCGCGGCCACAUCGGGUGGUUCCCGGCCGAGUGCGUGGAGGAGGUGCAGGGCAGGCCCCGGGACAGCCAGGCAGACACGCGUGCGGACCGCAGCAAGAAGCUCUUCCGGCACUACACGGUGGGCUCCUACGACAGCUUCGACGCCGGCAGCGACUGCACCGUCGAGGAGAAGGCGGUGGUCCUGCAGAAGAAGGACAAUGAGGGCUUCGGCUUCGUCCUGCGCGGGGCGAAAGCGGACACGCCCAUUGAGGAGUUCACGCCGACGCCGGCGUUCCCGGCCCUGCAGUACCUGGAGUCCGUGGACGAAGGCGGGGUGGCCUGGCAAGCCGGACUGAGGACGGGGGACUUCCUGAUCGAGGUGAACAGCGAGAACGUGGUGAAGGUCGGGCACCGGCAGGUGGUGAACAUGAUCCGCCAGGGAGGGAACCACCUGGUCCUCAAGGUGGUCACGGUCACCAGGAGCCUGGACCCCGACGACACCACCAGGAAGAAAGCACCCCCGCCUCCCAAGCGUGCUCCGACCACGGCCCUCACGCUGCGCUCCAAGUCCAUGACCUCGGAGCUGGAGGAGCUCGUGGAUAAAGCCUCGGUCCGGAAGAAGAAGGAUAAGCCCGAGGAGAUCGUGCCCGCCACCAAGCCCUCCCGCGCCGCGGACAGCGUGGCCGUGGAGUCCCGCGUGGCCACCAUCAAGCAGCGGCCCUCCAGCCGGUGCUUCCCGUCCGUCUCCGACGUGAACUCCGUGUAUGAGCGCCAGGGCAUCGCCGUGAUGACGCCCACCGUGCCCGGGAGCCCGAAGGGCCCGUUCCUGGGCCUCCCUCGAGGUACGAUGCGAAGGCAGAAGUCAAUAGACAGCAGACUGUUUCUGUCAGGAAUAACGGAGGAGGAGCGGCAGUUCCUGGCUCCUCCGAUGCUGAAGUUCACCAGGAGCCUGUCCAUGCCGGACACGUCCGAGGACAUCCCCCCGCCCCCGCAGUCCGUGCCCCCGUCCCCACCGCCCCCCUCCCCCACCACCUACAACUGCCCCAAGUCCCCGACGCCCAGGGUCUACGGCACCAUCAAGCCCGCCUUCAACCAGAACCCCGCGGCCAAGGUGCCGCCGGCCACGCGCUCGGACACGGUGGCCGCCGUGAUGCGGGAGAAGGGGCUGUUCUACCGCCGGGAGCUGGACCGCUACUCGCUGGACUCUGACGACCUCUACGGCCGCACCCCCGCCGCCCAGGCCGGCGCCCGCGGCCGGCGGGGACAGAUGCCCGAGAACCCGUACUCGGAGGUGGGCAGGAUCGCCAGCAAGGCGGUGUACGUGCCGGCCAAGCCCGCGCGGCGCAAGGGCACGCUGGUGAAGCAGUCCAACGUGGAGGACAGCCCCGAGAAGACCUGCUCCAUCCCCAUCCCCACCAUCAUCGUCAAGGAGCCCUCCACCAGCAGCAGCGGCAAGAGCAGCCAGGGCAGCAGCGUGGAGACCGACCCCCAGGCCCCCGAGCCGCCCGGCCAGCUGCGGCCGGACGACGGCCUGGCCGUCAGCAGCCCCUUCGCGGCCGCCAUCGCCGGGGCCGUGCGGGACCGGGAGAAGCGGCUGGAAGCCAGGAGGAACUCGCCCGCCUUCCUGUCCACGGACCUGGGGGACGAGGACGUGGGUCUGGGGCCGCCCGCCCCCCGGGUGCAGCCCCCCGCGUUCCCCGAGGAGGGCGGUUUUGGCGAGGAGGAGGGCGCCGAGCAGCUGGUGUUGCCCGCCACGCCAGGGGCGGCGCCCAGGGAGCCCGAGAGCCAUUUGGUGGGUGGUGGCGAGGCCAGAGCUCAGGGUGAGGCCGGGAGGCCGCCGAACACGUCCAAAGCCAAGGGUCCCGAGGGCGGCCCCGUGGGGCCCCCCAAGGGCGGCGGUGCCGUGAGCCCCGAGAACUACGUGCACCCACUCACGGGGAGGCUGCUGGACCCCAGCUCCCCGCUGGCCCUGGCGCUUUCCGCGAGGGACCGAGCCAUGAAGGAGGCCCAGCAGGGCCCCAAGGGGGAGGCCCCCAAGGCCGACCUCAACAAACCUCUCUACAUCGAUACCAAAAUGCGGCCCAGCGUGGAGGCGGGCCUCCCCACGGCCACCAGGCCGGGCGCGCGCGGGCCCCUGCGGCGACAGGAGACGGAGAACAAGUACGAGAGCGGCCUGGGCAGGGACCGCAAGGGCGAGGACCGGAAGAACAUGCUCAUCAGCAUCGUGGACACGUCCCAGCAGAAGCCGGCCGGCCUGCUCAUGGUCCACACGGUGGACGCCGCCGCGCCGGGCAGCUGCCUGGAGGAGGGCGAGGAGAACGCCGACGCCGAAGCCACGCCGGGCCACCCGCUGCCCGCGGUGCCAGAAGGUGUUCCCGAAACCGAAGGUGCUUUACAGAUCGCCGCCGGCCCCGAGCCCGCGGCCACCACGCCCGGCAGGACCAUGGUGGCGGCGGGCUCCCUGGAGGAGGCGGUGAUCUUGCCAUUCCGCAUCCCUCCCCCGCCGCUGGCGUCCGUGGACCUGGACGAGGACUUUGCUUUCACAGAGCCAUUGCCGCCCCCCCUGGAGUUCGCCAAUAGUUUCGACAUCCCCGACGACCGCAUCGCCUCUGUCCCCGCCCUCACGGGCCUGGCCCAGCAGGACAGAAACGGCGCCUCCCCCGCCCCUGCGUUGAACCCCAGCCAACCCACCAGCUCUGCCGACGGCAAGACGCAGGCCGGCCUCCCCAACUGCCUGCCGGCCCCGCUCCUGCCGCCCCCCGAGAGCUUCGACACCGUCACGGACUCGGGCAUCGAGGAGGCCGACAGCCGCAGCGGCAGCGACCACCCCCUCGAGACCACCAGCACCGUCUCCACCGUGUCCAGCAUCUCCACGCUGUCCUCCGAGGGCGGCGAGGGCGUGGACACCUGCACGGUCUACGCGGACGGGCAGGCGUUUGUGCUGGACAAGCCCCCCGUCCCUCCCAAGCCCAAAGUGAAGCCCGUCGCCCACAAAAGCAACACGCUCUACCAGGACGCGCUGGCGGAAGAGGACGCGGACGGCUUCAUCCCCCCGCCCGCGCCCCCGCCCCCGCCCGGCGGGGUCCAGCCCGGGGCCGUGAAGGGGAUCCAGCCGAGGACCUCCAAGUUGUGGGGUGACGUCUCUGAGGUCAGAAGCCCCAUCCUCUCCGGCCCGAAGGCAAACGUGAUCAGCGAGUUGAACUCGAUCCUGCAGCAAAUGAACCGAGAGAAACUGGCCAAGCCGGGCGAAGGCGUGGACGCGCCCGCGGGGACCAAGCCGGCCGGCCUCCCUCCCAGAAGCCCAGAGGUCAUGAGCACCGUCUCAGGGACACGGAGCACGACGGUCACCUUCACUGUCCGCCCCGGGACCUCGCAGCCCAUCACCCUGCAGAGCCGGCCCCCCGACUACGACAGCAGGACCUCAGGAACCAGACGUGCCCCGAGCCCCGUGGUCUCGCCCACGGAGAUGAGCAGAGACAUCCUGCCCGCUCCGCUCCCCGCCGCGGCCGCGUCCCCUUCCCCCACGCUCUCCGAGGUCUUCAGCCUCCCGAGCCAGCCCCCGGCCGGGGACCUGUUCGGCCUGAGCCCCACGGGGCGCAGCCGGUCGCCGUCCCCCUCGGUCCUGCAGCCGCCCCUCUCGGGUAAGCCUUUCACCACGAAGCCCGUGCACCUGUGGACCAAGCCCGACGUGGCCGACUGGCUGGAGAGCCUGAACCUGGGCGAGCACAAGGAGACCUUCCUGGACAACGAGAUCGACGGCAGCCACCUGCCCAACCUGCAGAAGGAGGACCUCAUCGACCUGGGGGUGACACGGGUCGGGCACCGCAUGAACAUAGAGAGGGCCUUGAAGCAGCUGCUGGACAGAUAA
Messenger RNA from Eptesicus fuscus (big brown bat), 5538 nucleotides. It is a transcript of the gene SHANK2, whose product is annotated as SH3 and multiple ankyrin repeat domains 2. The record is from RefSeq and is a predicted model, not a curated record. Gene Ontology annotation, molecular function: ionotropic glutamate receptor binding; synaptic receptor adaptor activity. Gene Ontology annotation, cellular component: dendritic spine; postsynaptic density; postsynaptic membrane. The transcript is spliced from 24 exons. Lineage: Eukaryota; Metazoa; Chordata; Mammalia; Chiroptera; Vespertilionidae. The coding region runs from base 1 to 5538 and encodes 1845 amino acids.